This is a messenger RNA of Budorcas taxicolor (takin), 8988 nucleotides long. Its product is annotated as WD repeat-containing protein 87-like. Gene Ontology annotation, molecular function: protein binding. Lineage: Eukaryota; Metazoa; Chordata; Mammalia; Artiodactyla; Bovidae. The record is from RefSeq and is a predicted model, not a curated record. The coding region runs from base 1 to 8988 and encodes 2995 amino acids. The transcript is spliced from 5 exons.
AUGACUUCUCCCAGACUCAUCCCCCUGUGGAAGGACUUUAAAUACCUUCUAAGUGAUAUGAUACAGAAAAGCAAGCAAAAUUUAGAUGACCCGAAGACUGAUGUAGUUGUGUUGAGUGACCGGUCCCAGAUCCUGUUCAAAGAGUCUCGCCAUCCUCAAAACAUGCCGCUUAUAUGCUACUACUUCAGUGACGUCCACUUCUUUUCUUCCCUCUCUUGGGUGACAACAAUCACGAAAGAAAUACAGGCUGUAGUAUGGAUGAAAAGCAAGACUGAGGACAUGGUGGAGAAGAGAACGUUCUCCAUGACAGAUCGGCUGCCCCCCGUCCAGUCCAUGGUCCACACAGGCUCCUUUCAUAUCCUUGUGGUCUACUGUGGUGACCUGCUCCUGCGGCUCUUUGGGGACCACCUUCGGUCAUUCAAAUCCCUGGGGGUAGCACCCUGUCGCUUUAACAUCACCUGCCUCUGCUAUGACCCAGAAAUGAAGAUGCUUCUGUCGGGAAUCCUGGGGGCAGUGGUCACCUGGACCAUUGAGCGCAGCGGCAGGGGUCUCCAAAUAGCCCACAUGGUCGCCCUGCCUGGUGACGAGUUGGUCCAUGACAUCGUGCUGAAUGGCCCCAACGGCUCCCUGAUUGCCAUGUGCGAGAAUGUGGUGAGGGUCCUGGAGCGCCAGGGCCAUGGCCUCCUGGCAGAGGUGAAGAAGUUCUCUUCCACCAUCAGUGGCUCCUCGAUCACCUGCUGCUUCACUUGUUCUGAGCAGGGCUUCCUUUACGCUGGAAACAAGACUGGGGAGAUCCAAGUGUGGAACCUCAAUUGGGGCCACUCCCUCCACACUUUCAAGGCCCACUUCUCUUCGGUGGUCUGUAUCCGCAGCCAGCCAGAAGCCCACACCCUGCUCACAGCUGGCCGGGAAGGCAUAAUCAAAGAGUGGAACCUGACUUCAGGCAAUCUGCUACGGCGGCUUGAACUGGGCGAGGAGCUGUAUCGGCUCCAGUUUAUCGAUGGCACCACUUUCUUCUGCCAGACUACCCACUCUUUCUCCUUGCGCAGCCUGCCCUUCUUCUAUAGCCUCUUCAAUGUCUGUGGCUCUGCUCCCCUGCAGGUGCGCCGGGUCCACUGUGGCAGUAACUGGUUCCGGAUCCUGUGCACCACCGAGGAUGGCCUGCUGCGCUUUGUGUCCCCGCUAACGGGGAAUCUCCUGGUCAUCACCUGGCCCUUCUCAAUUCUGGACCAGGCCACGGAUUGGGCCUACGACCCCAAUAAAGAGGAGCUGUUUGUAGCAACAGGCAGCCCAGACGUGCUGGUCUUUGACACCACCCGCUCCCCUUGCAUGGCCAAGUAUCUCUUAUGCACCUCACCAGAUUCUCAGGACCUGGUACAGUGCCUGGCUUAUGGGCACUUUCACCUGGGCCGGGGUCUAGAAGGACUGAUGUUCUCUGGAUACCAGAGCGGUGUGAUUAGAGUGCUCUCCCAGCACAGCUGUGCCCGUAUUGAGACAUACAUUCACUUUGGGUCUGUCUUAGCCCUCUCUACAUUGCCCGGAGGGCUCUCUGGUAGCCGAGAAAACUCUUUGCUCUGUUCCUAUGGAAUGGAUGACUACAUACACCUCUCAGAAGCUGUGCUUGAAGGGGUCAGAGUGAAACUGCGGACCCUUGCCAGCAUUCUCUGCAGCUGUCAGCUAACACACUUGAUACUCUUGCCCAAGUCAGUGGGUGCUAUCACCCAGACUAACUGCCUGCGUCUCUGGAAGUUCCAUGACUUUCUGUCUUCUGGCUCACAGGAUGGCUCAACGUUCAUAGAGACCUUGCCUUUGCACCAGUGCACCAUCAUCUCUUUUGAUGUCUGCCUGUCCCUGAGUCUUUUUGUCACGGGUGGCAGUGACGGCUCUGUCCGGAUCUGGAACUUCCAUGGGAGACUCAUAGCCAUGCUGGACUCAUCACUGCAUUUUGGCCCACUCUGCUUUGCAAAUGACCGGGGUGACCUGCUUGUAACUUUCAACCAGAGUCUUUAUCUGGUGUCCUGCUUAAAGCUGCUUCCUGCAACCCUGCUGGUUCACCUCCCUCUUAUGGGUCUGACAGAUGAAGUGCUCGAAGUCCCUAAGCCUUUCAUACCAAGCUUCUUCUUCUCCUUCGAGACCAUGUUUGUGCCCAAAUAUAUCUACCCUGGACACGGGCAGCAGCAACUGGUGGGUCUGGAGAGUCUUGUCAAUCAUCGAGCCAUUGCCUUUGAUCAUAAUGUGCCACAUGUCAUUGAAGAAGAUGAGCAAGGGAGCCCUGUGCUACUCUCUUCCUUCAAACAUGAUUCCAGGUGUAAGGAAGUUGAUGUGUCGCAGGUGAAAAAACCACCUUAUUUCCAUUAUGUGCUUCCUCCCCAGCUACAGCUGACUACCUGGGAUGAACUCAACCCCUAUCAGAUACUGCGGUGCUACUUUGGUCACGGGCGGGAAUGGCUCUUGGCUCCAGAUUGCUACAUCCCUAACUCGGUGAUCCGGGCCCGUCUCUGGCCAGAGGGCAGCCCGAUAUACCUGCAGUGCAGCCUGCACUCACCCGUGCGGGAGCUGGAAUGGGACAAGUCUCAACAAUUCUUCUUCUGGCACAGCCGGGCAAGAGCUAUAAGCGACGCAGAACAAUACAUACAUGAAAAGGAAGAUGAAGACUUCCUCCUUACAAGAGCGUCCAAGGAUAUCACUUACACCGUUCUUACAGACUCAGCAAACCGCAGUUGGCUGGGGAAAAAGAUGAGUGAAAUUGCUAUCAAUAGCAUGAUAGAGACGAUUCUCAGUAUUCUAAUCCAUGCUACUCCACUGAAGUACCAGUGCUGUAUUGGUGCCCUCGGGCAGAUCUUUGCCUCUUACCAGGUGUCUCCUCCCCUGCGCUCUGAAACAGCCCACCGUCUGUUGGAUGAUACAACCAAUUCCAACCCACUGAUUCGAGAGCUGGCCUGGGAAGGGCUGAAGCGUCUAGGAAUGAUUACUCAUCUCUUUGCCGUGCCUCUGGCCCAAGGACUAAUGGACAAAGAUGACAGAGUGAGGAAUAAGACCCUGAGCCUCAUGGCUGACACUGGAGUCCAUUCUAAGACUUCACUCUUGAACUUGGUCCAGAAUCGAGAUACUUUCCGGGAGAUGCAGCAGGAAAUGGUUGGGGAUGAAACCUUGGACCGUCUGCUGGGACUACGAGCCCCAGAUCUCCAAAUCCUUCAUACUCAAGUGGCACAGCGAUUGAAUGAAAACCUGACCUUAUACCAGGGUGAUGAAAAGCCUACUUUUACUUUAGAUGUCUCAGAGGCAUCUGAACUUACUGCUCUUUCCAAGGAAACUGAUACUGUCCCUGAAGAACCUGAAGCUGCCUUCAAGCACAGCAAAGGUCCAAGACGGGGCCGGCCAGUAGUCAGAAAGCACACCCGAAAAUUUUUGCGGAGCCUCAAGAAGCUCAAAGAAACUGUCACAGAGCCAGGUCCCUUAGAGGAUGAAGGUGAUCAGAGUGAACCUGCACCCACUGAGGUGGAGGAGGCUAAAUCUUCAGCCUCCAGUAUACUAAAGGUUGCAAAAGAUGAUGAACAAGAAUCUUCAGAGGUAGAUGCCUCAAAGGAUCACGUGGCUUUGACCAUGAAGAUGUUGAGGAAGACACGUGACAAAAGAAGCCGGAAAUCAGUAUCUCAGAAAACCAUAAAGAGGCGCAAAAGAAAAGUAACAGACGCUGAAGUUACACAUGAGGGAUUUCCACAUACUGGAAAGACAGACUUAAUUAUGAAGCCACUGCAAAUCACAGGGCGGGGUGCCUCUGGAGCUCCUGGCCUCAGGUCUAGAGAUAGCUCGAUGUGGCGGGAUGACCUGUGUCGUCUUAUGACCCUGAGGAUAUCUGGUUCCCAGACAAAAAUGUUAGAAGCUCUCAACAAUGAGCUAGUGACCACGGCUCAGGAGAUGCUGGCUGAUCGACGGCCCAGCUGGGAGCUCUUUCAGGAGAUCUGCCCCCUGCUGAAGAAAGACAGUGAGGAACUGCUUGAGGACCUUGACUGGGAUGUAGCCUGGCCAGAGGAGAAACCAGUUUUUAUUCACGGAUCAGCAAUUAGAGAGGACAUGAUGAUCAGAGACAUGGAAGAGGAGACAAGAGAGACACAAGAGCGAAAGACAGAAAAGGACCUGCAGGACCUGCAGGAAACCCACGUGAGUCCAAAAAAAGGCAAGAAAAAGAAAGUUCUUUUUGCAGAACCAGACCUAAGCAAGGGAAAACGAAUAUCAAAGAAAGAAGAGAAGAAAUCCUCUAAGCCUUCUAAACAGAGGAAAGCAGUCCAGCAGGAGAUAAAAGUGGAUAAAAAAGAGAGGAAGAUAGCCAAAGAAGAGAGGGGCAUGGGUCAGGAAGUGGAGGAUGUGGCCAAAUUAAAGGAGAAAGUGGUUGAGCAAGAAAGAAGGCCACUUAAAGAUGAGAUAAAACUGUCUUGGCAGGAGUGGAAGAAGUCCUGGGAUCAAUGGAAAAAUGCUUUCGGUGAGACAAGGAUAUCGUGGGAUGAAUGGAAGGAAACAUGGGAAAGCCAGAGUCAUCAGGAAGAGGAGCAACUACUUGAGGAGGAAGAGAAGCUGCUCCCGGAUGCAGAAGAAGGACAAGUCAGAAGGGACAAGACGAAGCGGACAUGGAAUGAAUGGUCACAGAUCUGGGAAAAGAUGUCAGCCAAGGCCAGGAAGAAGAUGUUGGUGACUCAGGAGGAAGUGACUCUGGAGGAAAAACCGCCUCAGGAGCGGGAAGAAGAAGCAGAAGCAACAGCAGCAGCAGCAGCAGCAGCAGAAGAAGCACCAAUGACAGAAGAGCAGAGGCAGAUCCACCAAGAAUACAAACAGGCCCAGGUUGAGCGAAAACGGGCCCAGGCUGAAAGAAGACGGGCCCAAGAAGAGAGGAAGCUGGCUCAGGAAGAGGAGAAGCUAGCACAGGAAGAGAGGAGACUAGCCCAGGAAGAGAGAAAAAUGGCCCAAGUGUAUGAGAAACUGGUUGAGAAAGACAGGAAAAUGGUCCAGAUGGAGAGGAAGCUUAUCCAGAAUGAGGAAAAACUAGCCCAAACAGAGGAAAUGCUGAGCCAGGAUGCAGAGAAAUUGGCCCAGCAAAGGAAGAGACUAGCCAAGAAAUUGGAGAAACUGGCCCGAGAAGAAGAGAACAUAGCAAAGAAAGGAGGGAAGCUAGCUGAGGUCAAAAAGAUAAUGAUGCAGAAACUAGAUAAACUGGCCCAGAAAGAGCUAGAUCUAGCAUGGCAAGAAAAGGAACUAGCCCAGGAAUUGGAGGAUCUGACCUGGGAAGAGGAGGAACUGGCUUUGAAAGAAGAGGAACUGAAUCAGGAAGAGGAGGAACUGAUCAAUGAAGGGGGCAGGCUGGAUCAGGAAGAGAUGACACUGGCAUCUCAAGAAGAGAAACUGGAUGCAGAAGAGAAAGCAGUGAUCCAGGAGGAAGAACUGCUGGUCCAGGAGAAGAGGAGACUGGCCCAGGACAAACAAAAUCUGUCUGAGGAAAAGGAAGGACUUGAUCAGAAAAGGGAGCAACUGAUGGAGAAUAAGAAUAAAUUGGCCCAGGAAGAAAAGCUGCUAAUCCAAGAAGAGAAAGAACUAGCCCAAGACAAGGUAAAACUUCCUGGAGAAGAGGAAAAACUUACCGAGAAGAGGGAGCAACUGAUGGAGAAAAAGCAGAAACUGGCCCAAGAGGAAGAGCUACUGAUCCAGGAAGAGAAGAAACUGGCCCAGAACAUGGAAACACUGCCAGUGAAGGAGGCAAAACUUGCCCAGAAAAGGGAGAAAUUGAUCAAGAAUAAGCAGAAACUGGCCCAGGAGAAGACUAAGCUUAUCCAGAACAUGGAAGAACUUCCCAACGCCAAAGAAAUACUGGCCUGGAGGCAAAAGAAUCUGGCCCAGGAGAAGGAGAAACUGGCUCAGGAGAAGGUGAAAUUGGCUCAGAGGAGGGAAACCUUAAUCCAACUCCAAGAAAGCCUCAUCCAGAACAGAAAGAAAUCAAUCCCUGAGAAGGAGAAACAUGACAUGUAUAAGAAUAGGCUGGUUCAGAUAGAGAAGAAGCUGAUGGAGGAAAAGGAGAAACUCUUCCAGAGGAAGGAGAAACUGGCCACCAUAGAGGAGAAACUGACCCAAUUAGAGGGAAGCCUGGCUAAGAAACAGCACAAAGUAGCCCAAGACAAAAUGAAAUUAGCUGUAGGGAAGAGGGCAGUGUUCCAAGAACUGAACCAGCUCAGAGGUGACUGGUCUAUUACCAGGGAAGAAAAGGAACUGGACAUGGAAAUGAAAAUACUGACCUGGGAGAAAGAGACACUGGCUGAGCAAAAGGAAAUUCUCUUCAAGGAAGAGACUCAAGAAACUUCCAAAGAGAAAAGACCACCUAAGGAUGAACUAGAGCUAAUCAAGAGGAAAUUGUCACUAGAGGAAAAGAUAUUGCUCUAUGAAGAAAGGAUCCUGGCCACAGAGCAAACAGACAUGGCCAAAGAAAAACUGGAAUUUACCAGAGGAGAGAGAGUAUAUGCCCAGGAACAAAGGAAGCUAGCCAGGUUACUAAGGAAAUUAGCUAAAGAAAGCAAGGGAAUUUCCAAGGAACCAUUAAAAGUGAGCAGCAAAGUCUUAAAGAUACUUCAAGGCCUUAUUAAAGAAGAAAGGAAACUAACCCAGGAAGAAAUAGAGAUGACAAAGUUAAAGAGGUUAUUUGUCCUUAAGGAAAGGGAAUUGAACAAGGUACAGAAUGAACUUGAUGCCAAGGAAUGGGAUUUUUCCGAGGAACAACCAGAAAUUACCAUAGAUGAGAAGAAACUGGCUAAGAGGCAGAGAAGACUAGCCAAGGAAAUUAGAAGAUUGAUAAAGAGAGAGAAAAAUGUUACUGAACAAGAAAGCAUAUUGGCCAGGCAACAGAGAGAUGUCAUACAGGAAACAGAGGAAGAAGAAACAACAGAGGAAGAAGAGGCAAAGUCAUUUCUUAAACAUAAGUCAAGAAAAAGAGAAAAGCUAAAGACAGCUGAUACACAACAGGAAGAGUUACUCAGUCAAGAGGACGAGGUGAAAAGUGUGAAAAGUGAGGACAGCUCUUCUGAAGAAAUGGAACGCCUGUUAGAUGAAAUAGAGCAAGAGAGUUUGUCUGAGGAGGAGGAGGAAGAAGAGGAGGAGGAAGAGGAGGAAAUGGAAGAGGAGGAGGUGAAGGAGGAGGAAAUGGUAGAGGAGGAGUUGGGGAAGGAGGAAGAAGAAGGGAAGGAGAGGAAGAAGAAAAGGAAAAAGAAAAAAAAGAAGAAAGUACAGGAGAAGGAAGAGGGGAAAGAGGAAGUGGUUGAGGAGGAAAGCACAAGUGAUGAAGAGAUGGAAUAUUUGAGUGAGAAAGAGGAAGGAGAGGACAGAAACUUGUUAGAAGAGGUAGACAAGAAAAAAGCAAUUUUUAAAAGAGAAAAAAUAUACAAGUUACUAGAAGAAGGGAAAAAGCACUUAAGAGGAAGAGAAGAAGUCCUUUAUAUUGAAAAAAGAAUCCCUGACAUCAAAAGCAGUGCUAUAAAACUGGAAAGCCCUCCCAAGCAACUGAUCUCAGUCACUCUGGGGAGCAAAGAGAAGAUAUCAGAGCCAUUGCUAACUAAACAAAUAUCCUGGGACGAUAAGACCAUAGCACUUGGGAAGCCUGGAGUAUUCCCAGGGGCAGGGUUUAUAGAUAAACUAGAACUGUUGAAGAAAUAUAAGCCCAUGCCUCUACAUGUUUUGGAUAUAGUUUUGGAGGCCCAGGAGCCUGACUUAGAGACCCCAUAUUUAUCCCACAUACUGAGGAAGACCAUAGAAGCUCAGAAACUCCAAGGCAAACCGCUAGGGGCCAAGUGGCAGUGGAUCCUGCAGCGUCAUCCAUCUCUGAAGAAACAGAGUGAGGUACAAUUACCUUUGUCCAAAAUCCUGGCUGAGGAAAUCUACCCAGACAUCAGUUUCUCAGAUGUAGAGUGGAUCCACCAUGUCCUAGAAAAGAUAGAGGCAGGAGAACAGCUUUCCAGGGAUAGUUUCCACCGAUUGUGCCAGCUUCUCAAAGACCUCACCGCAAAGGAGAACUUAGAGUGGAUGCACCUGGCCAAGCUCGAAGCCAUCGUGUGCCAUCACAAGCAGAUCAUGGAAUCCCGAGGCACAUAUGUCUCCAAGCCCAGUAAGGAGCCCCUGGGUCCAAAGUACCUGAAAGUGAUCCCUCCCAUCAAAGGAAGGGAAAAGGAGAGCUGGCUCAAACGUCUGGCUGUCUCCACACCAAAGUCUCUGUUAGCUACCAAAGGGAUCCCAGACCCGAAGGCUAUCAACUGGCAUCUUCUGGGAGAGCCUUACCGGAGUGCGCGGGCAAAGCAGAUAGCCACUGCUCUCAGGGGGAUGGAGAUGCGAUACUAUGAUUCUGCCACAAGAGACAUUUUCACAGGUGCCCUGGACCCUGUUGAAAAACAAACCCUGGCGCUGAUGUUUCAGAAAGACUUCUGGGCUUUUAAGGAUAAGGGCAGGUUUGCCAGAUUGCCCAAGUUGGAGAAGAAGGCACGACCCAUCUCUAAAGUAAAGGAGGAGGUGCCUCUGUGGGAGACAUUUGUGGCACUGUACCAUGUUCUGCGGAUGUUGCAGAAGCGAUAUGCAAGAGACAGUGCUGCGUGGAUGGAACAGUUCAACCGUCUUAUGGACCUAUACCAGCUCAAGUCUCCUCGAAUCCAGAAGCUGAUGCAGGACCUGCUACUGAGAGAAGAGCCCCAAUUCCAAGAGGUCACUUACAAAGAUGCCCUAAGGGCCGUCGAGCUAGCCCCUGGGGAACGGUUGUUCUACCAACUGCUCUGUGGUGGCUCUCAAGCCCAUAAAGAGCCUCUGGCAUUCCAGGAGGUGGUUCCCCUCCCCGGACAGAACAAUGUGCGUACCAUGCUCCCCAUGGGCAUUGCCCAGUAUGGGAUCUUAGAGCUUGCCUGGAAGAGCCUGCCAGAAGCUGAUUUACACCUAACCAAUGAACUGUCCUAUGUGGCUGCUCCUACUCUCUGA